AUGCCCAAGAAUGACUCAAAAAAACCUCUCUCGAGCCCAAAUGGAUACAAGGCCCUCAUCUCAGCACUCUCAAAGCUUUCAUCGAAAGGAAAGGAUGCGACAAUCACUGUUUUCCUUCCACCGCUUUCAAAGGUGCAAAAACUCCCCUCUGCCAACAUGAACCUGCAUAAGGACGACGCUGAGCUUGAAGAAUUUUCUCAAGGACCCAUCGGUUUAUUGAUUCGUGAACAAAAGAUGCAUCAAGCAAGGGUGGAUCUACUCAAUCACCAAUACACCAAUGAAAUCAGUGAGAUUUACAGCAUGUACCCCAUUGGGAAUGACCCAUGCUGGCUGCUCAAGCGUGUUUACUGUGAGCCCAGAACUCAGAAUUGCUGGGAGAUCAACAGGGCAAAUGUUGUUGUCUGGGCAGUAGCAAUAGCUGAGAAAUGUAUGGACAAAGAUAAACCUCCCGUAAGUAUGCAUUUUGCCCAUGACAGGUGCCUCAAGGCCCCAGCAACUGGUACUCAAGUCUUGAACAAUAUUGAUUCCACCACUCCCGCUGCACCUGUCCUCCUGCCUCAUGCUCUGCCCGGUAUGCAACCGCACUAUCCAUAUGGAUUCCCCCCAUACUAUGGCUAUCCUCCUUCCAUGCUGUUUGCUCCGUAUCCUCACAUGGCACAUGGAGCACACCAUGUUGCACAGCCUUAUGGAUACUCUGAUGAUAGGCCUCGUACUCCGUUACUCUGUGAUGUGACCAAUUCCAUGCCUAACUCACCCAUGAAAAUGGCACUCCCAUGUCCAGUUUCUCUCACAGAGUUUUGUGACCACUAUUUCAUUGAUGACAAAGAUAAACAGCAUCUGACAAAGCUCAAGUUCCAGCCAGGAGACCAUCGUGUUGAGCGUCUGGGAUGUGACGAUUGGCAGGGGUUUGCUGGAUUCUCCAAACUUCCUUGGGACAAUUUUUUAUCGAAGCAUAAGCACUUUAUCCAGGAUGUCAAGAAUGGAUUUUGGGACAUAUAG
Molecule: messenger RNA, 999 nt
Organism: Desarmillaria tabescens
Lineage: Eukaryota; Fungi; Basidiomycota; Agaricomycetes; Agaricales; Physalacriaceae
Exons: 4
Coding region: 1-999 (332 amino acids)
Source: RefSeq, a predicted model, not a curated record